AUCCAUGCCAUUGGCUUCGAACAGUGUGAUGAGUUCAGUGUAGGUACACGGCGCACGACCACUACAAUGAUGUCGACGUGGUUCCUGUUGCCGUUCUUGGUGCUGGUGGUUGGAUGCACUGCCAUUGGUGCGAAAGGAUACUGGCGCUUUGCUAACCUUCCGCAGACUAUAAAUGUAUCUGAAAAUGCCUCACUUGGGAUGACGGUUUUCGUUGUGCAGCCGCCUGUGGCGGGGAUGACGUACACGAUGACGCCGGCUUCCAGCUUCUUCAUCAACGCCCUAGGGCAGGUGCAGGUCAGCGCUGUCUUGGACUAUGAAGGCCCCCCUACAGGCACCAGCUAUAGUUUGUCAAUAAGAGCCACCAUCAAAGCCGGCACGACCUGCAAGGGCACCCUGACUAUUUUUGUGACCAACGUGUUUGAUGUUCCUCCAACUCUGACGUCUACCACGGUUGUUGUGACGGUGGAGGAGGAACUGUCCUCUCAGAUCCUGCACCUUACCGCUACAGAUGUUGAGACGCCAUUUGGAGAUAAACUAUCCUACACUUUAUCAGGCCCCAACAGUAUGUUCUUCGCUAUAGACGGGAGUACGGGGAAUGUAUCAGUACGGAGCCCCAUUGAUUACGACGCAGGGUACCACACUCUGUCACUGACCGUGUGGGUGGAGGACUUGGGAGGCAACACCGACCACCUGGACAUAACCGUCAAUAUAGAGGACGUCAACGACAACGCUCCAACGUGUACACCAUACGUUCAUGUUGCAAUCCUAGAAAAUGCAAACAGUGACUCUGUCGUGGCUUCCCUUGUCUGCGCCGAUGGCGAUGCCGGUGCCACAAUGUGGUGUAAUAUUGUUUCCGGGGACCCCAGUUCACAGUUCAUCACGUCAGGGAUGUUAGUGACGACUGAUGGUUCCCUUGAUUACGAGACGACGUCUUUGUACACCUUGACCGUCCACGUCUACGACGACCACAAUGUAUCGGCACGUCACACCGCUUUCGUCACCAUCGUCGUGCAGGUUGAAGACGUCGACGACAAUGCCCUUGUUUGGGUGACGUUGGAACAGACCAUUCCCGUGUCGGAGGCCGUCGUUCCUGGCUCCCCCUUCUUCACUGUACUAGCGGCUGACCCGGACACAACUCCCGGAAGUACCGUCACUUACUUCAUCACAGGAGGUGCAGGCAUGGGCAAUUUCAAAGUCGGUUCUCUAACUGGAGAGUUGUCUGCCCUUGUGGCCUUGGAUUAUGACGGUACCGUUGACUCCUACGACCUUGAGCUGAUUGCAAGUGAUGGCCUUCAUAACACAUCAAGUCUAAAUCUGACCCUCAGCGUCCUGGACGUGAACGACAACGUCCCCGAGUUCCAAGGGACACCGUACACAUUUUCCGUCAUGGAGAAUGCGUCCUUCUCAACUUCUGUAGGAACAGUAACUGCAAAUGAUUCCGACGGAGGACAAAAUGGAGAGUUUAUGUUUUCCUUAGAUGUGUUUCUGCAAGGAGCGCCGUCCCAUUUUACUAUUGACCAGAACAGUGGCGUGGUCGGACUACAGGGGGGACUAGAUCGGGAGAGUCAGGACGUCUACGUAGCUUUGGUCAAGGCUAUAGACAAAGGCCAACCUCGCCAAACAGGAACUGCCACCAUCGUUAUACAUGUCACCGACAUCAAUGACAACUACCCUGUGUUCAGUGCCACCACCUACAGGGGAUCUGUCAUGGAGCAACAGGUCAACCCCAGUGUCCUCACAGUGUCCGCUACAGAUAGGGAUAUCGGCAACCACUCUCGGAUAACAUAUUCCCUAAAUUCCCUUCAUUCAGGACAUUCAUCCCAUUUUUUUAUAAAUAGCUCCACUGGUACAAUUUUACUCAAUACAACGGUAGACCGAGAAGAAGACCCCACCAUCACCUUGUACGUCCUCGCAGUCGAUGGCGGGACACCAGCGUUCACGUCAACAGCGACAGUGAUAAUUGACGUGGAGGAUGUUAACGAACCGCCACAGUGGAUGACGACGGCUAACGUGUCCAUUGCUGAAGGUCUACCGGUCGGGGUACACGUCGCCACAAUUGCAGCGGUAGACGAAGAUUUCGGGAUUGGAGGCACGGUGUUGUAUCGGAUUACGGACAUAUCGGCAGGUAAUGGCAGUCCUUCCUCUGGGGUGUUUGUCGUGAAUGCAGUUACCGGGGAGGUCCGGACUACACGUGUCUUGGACUGUGACCUAGGCAUCAGAUCAUACACCAUCACCUUCAAUGCCACCGAUGGACUCGGAAUGACCGCUUCACACAACUUCAUGUUGACCGUCACCUUGACCGAUGUCAAUGACAACAGCCCAGUGUUUGGCAGUAUCACCUACUCAUUUACAAUAGCAGAGAACGUGAAGGUCGGAACAACGGUAGGUACGGUGUCCGCGUCGGAUGCAGAUAUAGGAAACAAGACUGUGAGGUACAAAACAGAUAAGUUCCUAGAAGGCGAAUCCUCGCAUUUUUCCAUCAUCAGUACCAGUGGCGUCAUAGUGACGGCAGGUAGACUUGACAGAGAGACCAAUGACAGGUACGUGUUCGUGGUGGUUGCCCAGGACACCGGCGUCCCUCCGCUAACAGCUUCCACCACCGUCUCUACGACAGUCACAGAUGUCAAUGACCACGCGCCACAGUUCAGCUCAGCUCUGUACUCUUGUUGGUUGGUAGAGGACGCCCCAAAAGGCAGCUGCAUUACGUCGGUGACGGUGACGGAUAAAGACGUGAGCAUCAGCGGCAGCAUAACGUUGUCUAUAACAUACCCUCCGCCUGCUGUUGACAUAUUCAGCAUAGAGUCAGCUUCAGGAAGGAUUUGUCUCCGUAAGACCGUAGACAGGGAGGAUAGGUCCUUUUAUGUGUUCACCGUCCGGGCUGAAGAUGGUGGAUCACUCACGUCGACAGCCAACGUCACCGUCCAUGUCGUCGACGUCAACGAUAAUCCACCUGUAAUGUAUCCGGGGUUUUACAAUACUGAAGUUGCUUACACUGGCGUCUGUGGCAGCUCCAUCACCACCGUGACGGCUACAGAUGCAGACACUGGUGAAAAUGGUCAAAUCACGUUCUUCCUGGAGAGGAACGUGUUUAAUUACCUGUUCACUAUUGACCCAGAUUCAGGAGUCUUUUCCAUGAAAUCUCAAGCUGGGAAGAGUUCCCGCUACAUACUGACGGCCUCAGCACAAGAUGGAGGGACCCCGUCACACAACGCAUCCACGCCGGCCGUUAUCCGCGUGGACACGUUAGAUCUCAAUGACGUGGCGGUCACAUGUAGACUGAGCAUAGACGAAGCUGCGUUUGAAGCAAACAGUGCAGUGUUCAUACCUAACAUAGCAUCCAUUGUCAAGAUCAGCUACCCGUCCGCCGUUGUGAAAGUGUGGUGUGUGGAGACGAGGAGUGGCUCGGCGGUGAUCCCGACAUCCUCCAGGCGAAAGCUGCUGCAGUCGACUAGGCAAGUCCAGUUUUUCAUUUACCAAACUACAAUUGGGUAA
Molecule: messenger RNA, 3492 nt
Organism: Haliotis rubra (blacklip abalone)
Lineage: Eukaryota; Metazoa; Mollusca; Gastropoda; Lepetellida; Haliotidae
Product: cadherin EGF LAG seven-pass G-type receptor 2-like
Biological process (GO): homophilic cell-cell adhesion
Cellular component (GO): cell-cell junction; plasma membrane
Molecular function (GO): calcium ion binding
Source: RefSeq, a predicted model, not a curated record